AAGAAGUGAACAUUUUUUAAAGAUCACUCAGCUUUAACACACCUUGGCUGGGUCUGGAUAAAAAAAAAAAGUGGGAACUGCAAACGUCUAGAAGAAAACAUCAGGGAAAGAGAGAGGGGGGAUUUAUUCAAAGUUGUUACCUGUUCCUUCAAAAUCUCAUAUUAGGCGGCUAUGGUAUGGAUGUGACCAAGAAAAGCAAGCGGGAUGGCACUGAAGUUACUGAAAGAAUUAUCACCGAAACAGUAACUACCAGACUUACAUCCUUACCGCCAAAAGGGGGGACCAGCAAUGGCUAUGCUAAAACGGGCUCUCUCAGUGGAGGGAGCCGGCUGGAGAAACAGAGUCUGACCCAUGGCAGCAGCGGCUACAUAAACUCAAGUGGGAGCACCCGAGGCAAUGCCUCCACCUCCAGUUACAGGAGAGCUCCUUCACCCGCCUCCACUCUGCCCCAUUCGCCAGGCUCAACCUUUGAAAGGAAAACUCACAUCACCCGCCAUGGAACAUACGAAGGGAGCUCCAGCGGCAAUUCUUCUCCGGAGUACCCUCGGAAGGAAUUUGCAUCUUCUUCAACCAGAGGACGGAGCCAAACACGAGAGAGUGAAAUCCGAGUUCGACUGCAGAGUGCAUCCCCAUCUACCCGAUGGACAGAACUGGAUGAAGUUAAACGACUGGUCAAGGGGAGCCGAUCAGCAAGUGUGAGCCCCACUCGGAAUUCUUCCAACACACUCCCCAUCCCCAAGAAAGGCACUGUGGAAACCAAAACCGUGAGCUCCCAGUCAGUGUCUGGUACCUAUGACACAACCAUCCUGGAUGCCAACCUUCCCUCCCACAUGUGGUCCUCCACCUUGCCAGCAGGGUCCUCCAUGGGGACCUAUCACAACAACAUGGCAACGCACAGCUCAUCCCUCCUCAACACCAAUGCCUACUCUGCAGGAUCGGUCUUUGGAGUUCCAAACAACAUGGCAUCCUGCUCCCCUACUCUGCACCCCGGAAUCAGCACCUGCUCCUCAGUGUUUGGCAUGCAGAACAAUCUGGCCCCCAGCUCAUCUGCCUUGUCCCAUGGCAUGGCCACCACCUCUACAGCAUAUGGUAUAAAGAAAAACGUACCCCAGAACCCUGCCGUUGUGAGCACUGGCGUGUCCACCUCUGCCGCCUGUACCACAAGUGUCCAGAAUGACGACUUCUUGCACAAGGACUGUAAAUUCCUGAUCCUGGAGAAAGACAACGUGCCUGCCAAGAAGGAGAUGGAGCUGCUGAUCAUGAACAAGGACAGCGGGAAGGUCUUUACUGCCUCCCCUGCCAGCAUCGCUGCAACUUCUUUUUCAGAUGACACCCUAAAAAAGGAAAAGCAAGCUGCCUACACCACUGACACCAACCUAAUCUUGGAAACAAAUGGAGACGUGAAGACCGUGUCCACAAAGGGCAAGGCGGCCUCCGCAGAAAUCCACAGCUACGACCGACAUAACGGAGUUGGUGGCGUUAAAGUUGGCGGUGGCGGCAGUGGUGCUGGCGGGGGUCCGUUGGGGGCAGCACCCGCCUGGUGUCCCUGCAGCUCCUGCUGCAGCUGGUGGAAAUGGCUGCUGGGGCUGCUGCUCACCUGGCUGCUGCUCCUGGGGCUGCUCUUCGGCCUCAUUGCUCUGGCGGAGGAGGUGAGGAAGCUGAAAGCGCGUGUGGACGAGCUGGAGCAAAUCAGGAGCAGGAUGGUGGAUUAUGAGAGGAUGCAGAAGAGCAACAAAGAGCAGCUACAGGGGAUGGCGCCCAGGGUGGACAAGUCUCAGCGGGACUCCUACAGUCAGGAGGCGCUCUGGCUGUUCAUAAGGGAAAAGCUGAUGACGGAGCAAGAAAACGGCAAUCUCCGAGGAAACCCUGGCCCUAAAGGUGACAUGGGAAGUCAAGGCCCUAAAGGAGAUCGAGGACUCCCUGGGACUCCAGGUAUCCCUGGGCUCUUGGGACACCCAGGUCCAGAAGGACCAAAGGGACAAAAGGGCAACAUAGGAGAGCCUGGCAUGGAGGGACCUGUGGGCCUGAGAGGGCAGGUGGGCCCCGUGGGACCUCGUGGUGAACCAGGGCCACCUGGAUUUGGAGAGAAAGGGGACAGAGGGCCUGCUGGUGGACCAGGUAUUCCGGGCCCACCUGGUGUCCCAGGUUCUGUGGGUCCCAAAGGUGCCAACGGUUCUCCUGGCCCACAGGGUCCCCCAGGCCCUGUAGGUCUCCAAGGGUCCCGAGGCGAAGUGGGACUCCCUGGUGUCAAAGGUGACAGAGGACCUAUUGGACCACAAGGACUCAAAGGUGACCAGGGUGAGAAAGGAUCUCGAGGCCUCACAGGGGAGCCGGGCUCAAGAGGCCUACCUGGUGCUGUGGGUGAGCCUGGAGCUAAAGGAGCAAUGGGACCCGCUGGCCCUGAUGGACACCAAGGCCCAAGAGGUGAACAAGGUCUCACAGGGAUGCCUGGAACCAGAGGCCCACCAGGACCUUCUGGAGACCCAGGAAAGCCAGGUCUCACAGGACCCCAAGGACCUCAGGGUCUUCCUGGAACCCCUGGCCGACAAGGUCCUAGAGGUGAACCAGGAGCUCCAGGCAGGAUCGUGACUGCAGAGGGGGCAUCGACUCUCACUGUCCCAGGUCCCCCAGGACUUCCUGGAGCCAUGGGACCCCCAGGACCUCCAGGUGCUCCAGGUCCCGUUGGCCCGGCCGGUCUCCCAGGACAGCAAGGCCCUCGAGGGGAGAUAGGACUCACUGAUGGUCUUGAUUUACGAGGUCCCCCAGGCCCACCUGGGCCACCUGGGCCACCAGGUUCCAGUUCUCUGGGAUUCGACCUGCAGGGGCCACCAGGCCCACCUGGCCCUCAGGGACCCAAAGGUGACAAAGGUGAUCCCGGAUUCCCAGGGACUCCUGGCAUUCCUGGCGGUCCCUCUCAUGGGGGAUCAUCAUCUGACACCAUGUUCAUGCAGGGCCCGCCAGGCCCACCGGGGCCCCCCGGGCUUCCUGGCUCCUUCAGCAGCUCUGGCCUGGAGAUUCAGCAGUACAUCUCUGAGUACAUGCAGAGUGACAGUGUUAGGUCCUAUCUAUCUGGAGCUCCGGGUCCCCAGGGCCCACCUGGUCCCCCUGGGCCUGUCACCACCAUCACGGGUGAGACUUUCAACUACGCAGAGCUGGCCAGCCUCGUCGUGAGCUACUUACAGACUUCAGGGUACAUUAUCAGCUCAUCGUCGUCUGCCUCCAUCACUUCCGAAGACAUGCUGGCUGCCCUACAGCGGGAUGAUGUGCGUCAGUAUCUACGCCAGCACCUGAUGGGCCCUCCGGGUCCCCCAGGGCCAGCAGGAGCCGGCAGAGAUUGGUCCCUCCAGUCUCUGGACUAUGCAGAGCUGACCAGGCACAUUGUCAGCUACAUGUCGAGUUCUGGAGUCAGUAUUGGGCUUCCUGGCCCCCCAGGACCCCCUGGUUUGCCAGGACCAUCCUAUGAGGAGCUCCUCUCCUUAUUCCAAGGACCUGAAUUCAGAGGCAUCGUUGGGCCUCCAGGUCCCCCUGGGCCACCAGGGAUCCCAGGCAACGCAUGGUCCAGCAUCAGUGAGGAGAGCCUCUCGACUUACCUGCACACUGCUGGCUUGUCAUCCAUCCCAGGCCCCCCGGGCCCCCCAGGCCCCCCCGGCCCUCGAGGGCCUCCAGGUGUCUCAGCAGCGCUGGCAACCUAUGCAGCUGAGAACAGCGACAGCUUCCGGAGUGAACUGAUUAGCUACCUGACAAGUCCUGAUGUGCUCAGCUUCAUUGUGGGUCCCCCAGGCCCUCCUGGGCCCCAGGGACCACCUGGAGACAGCCGCCUGGGGUCCAUGGAUGGCUCCUACAGCCAGGGUGGCAGCUCAUCAGUCAGCCGCAGCACCUCCUACAGCUCUUCCAUGGGCAUAGGAGGGACCAGCGGAGGCUCCCUGGGUGAAGGGGGAGCCUUUGGCUCCGACAUUGGCCUGGGCCGAGGCUAUGGCGCAGCAGCAGCAGGUGGCACGUAUGAUGGAGACAGGGAAUUGCUCAGGGCUGGCUUGGCUGGAGGUCUAGAUUACAACGAGCUGGCUGUCCGGGUGUCCGAGAGCUUGCAGCGUCAGGGCCUGCUGCAAGGCAUGGCCUACGCUGCCCAGGGCCCACCAGGCCGGCCCGGGCCUCCGGGGCCUCCCGGCAUCAGCAAGGUCUUCUCUGCCUACAGCAACGUGACUGAAGACCUCGUGGACUUCUUCCGAACGCACGGAGCCAUUCCAGGACCCCCUGGGCAGAAGGGAGAGGUGGGCUUCCCAGGACCCAAAGGUGAGAGGGGCCCUGCGGGGCCACCUGGCCGACCUGGGACUCCUGGCCCUAGAGGACAAAAGGGAGAAAAGGGAGACAAAGGUGACCAAGUCUAUGUUGGACGGAGAAGGAGAAGUAUCGCCACCAAGCCUUGAGCUGCUGUUGGUGGA
Molossus molossus (Pallas's mastiff bat) is the source of this 4439-nucleotide messenger RNA. RefSeq names its product collagen type XVII alpha 1 chain (gene COL17A1). The transcript has 52 exons. Bases 177 to 4424 code for a protein of 1415 amino acids. The record is from RefSeq and is a predicted model, not a curated record. Lineage: Eukaryota; Metazoa; Chordata; Mammalia; Chiroptera; Molossidae.